Molecule: messenger RNA, 1572 nt
Organism: Limanda limanda (common dab)
Lineage: Eukaryota; Metazoa; Chordata; Actinopteri; Pleuronectiformes; Pleuronectidae
Gene: angpt4
Product: angiopoietin 4
Exons: 10
Coding region: 1-1572 (523 amino acids)
Source: RefSeq, a predicted model, not a curated record
AUGGCAGGCCUCCAUCUCAGCCGGGGGGGGCUGGUGCUUCUGCUGCUCUGGACCCUGUCGGUCGCCGCUGAUGCAGCCGGGGUUGCGAGCGCAGAACGAGGGGGAGUUGGAAGAAGCCAGAGAAGAGGAGGAGGAGGAGGAGGUGCAGAGAAGAAAAAGAGGUUCCACCGCAUCCAACAUGGACAGUGCAGCUACACCUUCAUCCUCCCGGAGCUGGACGGGUGCCAGGCCGCAGGGUGGGCGUCGCAGGCCGAGCGCUACGGUGACUCUCGCAGGUCGAGCGUGGUGCAGAGAGACUCGCCUCCGACAGACGGAGAAUGGUCGGCUCAGAAGCUGCAGCAGCUGGAGAGCACGAUGGAGAACAACACGCUGUGGCUGCAGAAGCUGGAGAACUUCGUACAGAACAGCGUGAGACGAGACAUCACCAACAUACCGUCACACGUGGUGCACAACCAGACGGCCACCAUGCUGGAAAUCGGAACAAACCUCCUCACGCGCACGGCAGAGCAGACACGCAAACUCAACGUGGUGGAAGCCAAGGUGCUGAACCACACGUCUCGGAUUGAGAUCCAGCUUCUGGAGAACUCUCUGUCCACCAACAAGCUAGAGAAGGAGCUGCUACUCCAGACGUCCGAGAUCAGUCAGCUGCGAGACAAGAACAGUCACCUGGAGAGUAAAGUUCAGAUGUUGGAGUCUCGGCAGAGAGGAGAGCUGGAGGACAUGAAGGAGCACAAGAGCGGACUGCAGUCUGUUGUCAGGACUCAGAUGGCGGCCAUCGAGUCUUUAGAGAGGCAGCUGAGAGUCGCCAGCAGCAACAACACAGCUCUGCAGAGGCAGCAGGCUCAGCUGAUGGCAUCUGUCCACACACUCAUUAACAUGGUGGCUAGUACUACAGCGUCACCUCCUGGGAACCAGAUGUGGAGGGACUGUGCAGACGCCUACAAGGCCGGUCACUCUGUCAGUGGAGUGUAUCAAGUCUUCAUCAGCAACAGGACUCAACCUGUGCAGGUGUACUGUGACAUGGAGACGAGCGGAGGAGGGUGGACGGUUUUCCAGCGACGGUUUAACGGCAGCGUGGACUUCCAGAGGAGCUGGAGGGAGUACAAGAUGGGUUUCGGGGACCUGUUGGGAGAGCACUGGUUGGGUAAUGAAGUUUUGUACCUGCUGACCAGUCAGGGUCAGUACUCUCUACGGGUGGACCUGAAAGACUGGGAGGGAAACCCCGCCCACUCCCAGUACGACCGCUUUACGCUGACCAGUGAGAGGCAGCAGUACAGGUUGUAUCUGAGAGGUUACAGCGGCACAGCAGGGAGGCAGAGCAGCUUGACCACCCAUGGGACCAGCUUCAGCACCCGAGACCAGGACAACGACAACUGCGACCACUGCAAAUGUGCCCUGAUGCUCACUGGAGGUUGGUGGUUCGACGCCUGUGGUUUCUCCAACCUGAACGGAAUGUACUACAGCAUCGGCCACAACAUCAGGAAGCUUAACGGUAUCAAGUGGCACCACUUCAGAGGCCCCAGCUACUCUCUGCGCUCCACCGCCAUGAUGGUUCGACCCUACGACUUCUAG